UACUGUCUUGCUGAGCAUGGUGCACCGUUGUUGCUAGUUUUGGCAAGUGGCAGUCAUAUACGAUAUAAAAUGUUAUCAAGGUUGGCUCUCCGCAAUGCUCAGUUACUAUCUACGGCUGUGCGUGGAGCACAAAGUGCUUCGUCAGUAGCAGUAGAGUCAACUCGUCCUAAACGUUUGAUUAAUCCAUCUCCAGUUAGACAUGGAUUUAUACCCGAGGAGUGGUUUCAAGCUUUUUAUCCAAAAACUGGUGCAUCAGGACCAUACGUAUUUGCUAUAAGCCUGAGCACUUAUCUAAUUUCCAAAGAAAUUUAUAUCCUGGAACAUGAAUUUUACAAUGGAAUAUCUUUGUUCAUAAUAUGUGUAGCGAGUGUAAAAUUAUUUGGUCCAAAACUUGCUGAAAUAUUGGAUAAAGGAAUCGAUAAAUAUGAUGAUGAAAUUAAUGAGAGUAGAAAUAGCGAAAUAAAGCAGUAUGAAGAUCUAAUUUUACAUGAAGAGACUGAACAGUCGAAUUUAGAUGGACAAAAAAUGAUAAUGAACAUUAAAAAAGAAAACGUUAAAAUGCAGCUGGAAGCAACUUACAGGGAACGCCUGCUGCAAGUCUAUCAAGAGGUGAAGAAGCGUCUUGACUAUCAAAUACAAAUACAAAACCUUGAACGUCGAAUUGCACAAAAGCAUAUGGUGCAAUGGAUUGUGAAUGAAGUAUUAAAAUCUAUCACUCCCGAACAAGAAAAAGCGACUCUUCAUCAAUGUAUCAAAGAUCUUGAAGUUCUUGCUGCAAAAGCGUAAAAAGUUAUGAUUAAAUUAGGUGGAUGUGAAAUAGAAAUAAGAUGGUAUGAUAAAGGACAAUUGUGCCAUCAAAUAUAGUACAUUUCAUGCAGCUUAUUAAAUAAUUGUUUUCAAAAAUUUAGAAUAGUCAAAAAAUUAUGAAUGAAUAAACCAUGUUGCAGUGGUAAA
This is a messenger RNA of Atta colombica, 954 nucleotides long. It is a transcript of the gene ATPsynB, whose product is annotated as ATP synthase subunit b, mitochondrial. The transcript has 4 exons. Gene Ontology annotation, biological process: proton motive force-driven ATP synthesis. Bases 70 to 786 code for a protein of 238 amino acids. The record is from RefSeq and is a predicted model, not a curated record. Gene Ontology annotation, molecular function: proton transmembrane transporter activity. NCBI's taxonomy places the organism in Eukaryota, Metazoa, Arthropoda, Insecta, Hymenoptera, Formicidae.